GGCUACAAGAGGAAAACAGAGGCGGCGAAGAAGGAGUACCUGAAAGCCUUGGCAGCGUACCGAGCCACUCUGGUUACCAAGGUAACAGCGGGGGGGGGGGGGGGGGGGGGGGUCACGUCUCUGAUAUACAUGGGUCAGUGGUGAUAUAAGGGAUAAUAAAUUGGAUGGAGAAUUCUUCUCUCGUCCUGGGGGAAGAGCUCCGUGUGGCCUUGUCCUGGGGGAAGGGCUCCGUGUGGCACAGCUGGAGAAGAAGGGGUAUGUGUGCUCUGAAGAGAACACAAACACACACACACACACACACACACGUGUGUGUGUGCAUUAGAGAGGGGGUGUAUAUGCCUAUGUGUGUUCUUACUUAUGUUUGUGUGCGUGUUAGAGUGUGUGCGCCUGUAUGUGUUCAUGUGUGUGAGGGCGUGUGUGUGAGGGUGUGUGUGUGAGGGCAUGUGUGUGAGGGUGUGUGUGUGAGGGCGUGUGUGUGAGGGCAUGUGUGUGAGGGCAUGUGUGUGAGGGCAUGUGUGUGAGGGUGUGUGUGUGAGGGCGUGUGUGUGAGGGCAUGUGUGUGAGGGCGUGUGUGUGAUGGCGUGUGUGAGGGCGUGUGUGUGAUGGCGUGUGUGAGGGCGUGUGUGUGAGGGCGUGUGUGUGAGGGAGUGUGUGUGAGGGCAUGUGUGUGAGGGCAUGUGUGUGAGGGCGUGUGUAUGAGAGUGUGUGUGUGAGGGCGUGUGUGAGGGCGUGUGUGAGGGCAUGUUUGUGAAGGCGUGGUGUGAGGGCGUGUGUGUGAGGGUAUGUGUGUGAGGGCGUGUGUGUGAGGGCAUGUGUGUGAGGGCGUGUUUGUGAGGGCGUGUGUGUGAGGGCGUGUGUGAGGGCAUGAUUGUGAGGGCGUGUGUGUGAGGGCGUGUGAGGGCGUGUGUGAGGGCGUGUGUGUGAGGGUGUAACCAUAUAUACUUAUAUUUAGACUUCAGACAAGAUAAUCAAUUAAUGUCCGUGAUUUCUCAACGUUCAAGCUCAUAAAAUUACACUCUAACUAUGAAUCCUAAAAUACUAAUUCAGAACCGGAUUAGAUGUCUAAUAACAGUAGGAUUAAAUCAUAAUAGAUUCUACAAAAAAUUUUCCUGUUCCAGUCUUAGUGCCAAGCACCUAUUUUCUCAAUUUCCAUGUCUUCACUCCAUUGUUUUCCCAUCACAUAAACCAAAAUUGCAUUACCAUGUUAAACACCCUCCCACCGGUCCCCAUGGCCUCCCACUUCCUCCAAGGCUUACAAGCCCAAAACAAGUGCCUUGAUUAAGGCAUGAACAGUUUAUUCAUCAACCACUCUCGUUACCAGUGCAGUUUUUAUUCCUUUAAUAAAGCCCAUUCACACCGCUCGUUUGCGUAAUUAAAUAUUGCUUUCUGACACAUCUCGUAUUCAGAGGCUUGAUUGAUGUGUGUGCAGAUUGGCAGGCAUUUAAAAGAAAUUAAAACAGACAGAAAUAACUGCAAAUCUACCGUUCAUUCACCACCACUCACAACAAGACACAUAGUAUAUGUAGCCAUUCAAAGGGAGUCCUCUUUAAAUUGUGUGUUUAAAUUGCUGAAGAGAAGUCGGAAUCAAGGAGAGAGGAAUUGAAGGUAAUUGGAAAUCGGCAGAGUGACAUUUUGGACGAGUCACGUGCCCGGUGCGUUCGGCGUGCACCUGUUGCCACUUUGUUUGUGACGCACACUGAUAAUCUAUGUUGGGAGAAAAAACACACACACAAAUGGAGCUUGAUGACUACAGUAAAUGUCUCGUUUAAAAGCCCCAAGUUAAUGAGGUUCAUUCAUUCAGAAAGUCAAAGUGGUGUUUUGUGCUUUUCAACCCACCAAGGGAGACAUAAUGGGAUAGUUAACCCAAAUGACAAAUGAUUGGUUUCCUUACCUUGUUACUACCUGUCCCUUUAAAGGGGACAUUUCACAUUUCUAUAUCUCCACAAAUAAUACUCUCCUGUUGUUCAUAGAAUAGGCUGAGUAGUAUAGUAUAGUAUAAAAUAGUACUGUCUUCAGUUAUGGUUGUUCAGUGCUUGGAAGGGAGAUAGCAUCCCCCCCACACACACACUUCCCUCCCACCCCUCUCUCACCAUUCUUUACCAUUCUUUACCUGUAUCUCACCAAUAUAAAUGAGUUGUGUAAUAUAUUGUGUAAUAUAUUGUGUAAUAUAUUGGGUAAUGUAUUGGGUAAUGUAUUGGGUAAUGUAUUGGGUAAUGUAUUGGGUAAUGUAUUGGGUAAUGUAUUGGGUAAUAUAUUGGGUAAUGUAUUGGGUAAUGUAUUGGGUAAUGUAUUGGGUAAUGUAUUGGGUAAUGUAUUGGGUAAUAUAUUGGGUAAAAUAUUGGGUAAUACCUAUUUGAACUGUCCUUUUUGUCCCUCUUGUCUUCCCCUCUGUCCUCAGACCUACAAUGACCCUGUGGAGACGAAAAGUGUCCAUACGAGCCAGCCUUCCUCGCACAUGAUGCCCCCCAAUCCACCACUGUACAGUGUCCCACCCCAGCCCUCCUCCCCCUACAGUCUGGGGCCGGGGGGCUUCCCCCUGUCGGACCUGCAGAGCUACGCGGGGGCGCCGCGUCACGCCCUCUCCCGGACCCUCAGCCAGUCUCAGAUGCUGCCCAGCAUUAGUGCCUCUCCCCCCUCCUCCUUCCAGAUCAGCCCGCCAUUGCACCAACAGCUCUCCCUGCACCAGAACUCCCUCCUCAACCAGCCAAUCCGCAUGCAGCACGGUCACCAGAUGGGACUCCAGGGCUCCCUUCACUCACCUCCUCCUGGCCAGCAGGUUAGUGUGACUCUGGGAGUGCCGAUAUCACCAGCAUAUAUCACAUAAGUAAAUUAUAUGAAGGAAUAGUGACAUGCUUGCUUUUUUAGUAUGCUAGUGUCGAGAGAGAGUAUGGACCAUAGAGAUCCUAUUAAAUUACCCAUUCCUAAUUCCCAAUUCGAAUUCCUAAUUCGAAUUCCUAAUUCAAUGGUAUGGCCAAACAACUUAUAACCGUUUGGUUCUCUGUAACCUUCGCAACCUUAGCAAAAAUAGCUGUGCAGCGACGCUCCCCAUCCAACCUGACAGAGCUUGAGAGGAUCUGCAGAGAAGAAUGGGAGAAACUUCCCAAAUACCGGUGUGCCAAACUUGUAGUGUCAUACCCAAGAAGACUCGAGGCUGUAAUCGCUGCCAAAGGUGGUUCAACAAAGUACUGAGUAAAGGGUCUGAAUACUUAUGUAAAUGUGAUAUUUCCGUUUUUAUUUUUUUUGAAAUUUGCAUAAAUGUCUAAAAACCUGUUUUUGGUUUGUCAUUAUGGGGUAUUAUGUGUAGAUUGAUGAGGAGAAAAAAAACGAUUUAAUCAAUUUUAGAAUAAGGCUAUAACGUAACAAAAUGUGGAAAAGUCAAGGGGUCUGAAUACUUUCCGAAUGCACUGUACAUGCUGCAAGUCAUAUUAUAUUGUACGUCCGCUAUUACAUUAGUAAUCCAACCUAACGUAAAGUUACAUAUAAAACUAAAUGGAGUGGCACAGAUUUUAGUAAUAUUGAAUACGUUUUGUUCUGAGACCAGGUUGGAACAACACAUCAACCAAAUGCAGCAAUGCUAACACCAUGGCCCCUAUGUUUUAUUAAUUUGCGGCUGAAAUCUCUCUCUCUCUCUCAGUUAAAUUCCAUUUCAAUUCAAUUCAAUUUCAAUUCAAUUCAAUUCAAUUUAAGGGCUUUAUUGGCAUGGGAAAUGUAUGUUAACAUUGCCAAAGCAAUGUUUAACUCCCCUGAAUGCCUCUGUCGAUCCUACAGCUAUUGUAUACAGUAAUAAUGUGCCUAUGAACCAGAGUCAUACCGUUAGCACUGAGGCAGUGUGCCCUAGUAGGAAGUCCACUGUGUGCAGCUCACCCUGCACUAUCAGCUCAAGGAAAAAUAUUAUUGUCAUGUCUCUCUCUCCUCUCUCUCUCCAUGCUAUCUAUAUUAGAGCUCAGAUGGAAGAGAGAGCAGAGAAGAGUAUGAGAUAGCAGUAAUUAUAUAGCUGGAUCCUAGAAGAGUAGCGCGAUGAGCAAGAUAUAGAUCUAUGAUCCUCAUAUCUUAUCAUCAUGUCAUAUCUCGUCUCUCUCUCUAUCUUGUCGCUCUCUAUCUCUCUCUCAUCUCUCGCUAUCUAUAUCUCUCUCUCUUCUCUCUCUCAUCUCUCUCUCUAUCUCUCUCUCUCUAUCUCUCUCUCUCUCUCUCUCACUCUCAAUCCCCUCCCCCUGCUUUUCUCUCUCAUUCUCCCCUCUCCAUUUGGCCAGUGUAAAUUGUCAGAAACUUAAACUAAUGCCAUGGCCUGGCUCUCUCUCUCUCCUAUAGGGAUUCACCCACCUACAGUCAGAGUACCAGAAAAGUGUGGGUUCCCAGUCCCCGGGGGCCCCUAAUCCUGGAGGGAGACAGAACCACGAGUGGGACAGUGAAUACUGCGAUCGGGAGUGCGGUGGCAACCACUGCAGGUGA
This is a messenger RNA of Coregonus sp. 'balchen', 4449 nucleotides long. Lineage: Eukaryota; Metazoa; Chordata; Actinopteri; Salmoniformes; Salmonidae. The record is from the annotation of a GenBank genome assembly.